This is a messenger RNA of Daktulosphaira vitifoliae (grape phylloxera), 1656 nucleotides long. RefSeq lists its product as uncharacterized. Bases 1 to 1656 code for a protein of 551 amino acids. The transcript has a single exon. NCBI's taxonomy places the organism in Eukaryota, Metazoa, Arthropoda, Insecta, Hemiptera, Phylloxeridae. The record is from RefSeq and is a predicted model, not a curated record.
AUGGCCUUUUCUACUGAAAAUGAUGCAUUGUUGGAUGCUAUGAUAGACUUGGGGGAGAUUGAUGAAUUUUCUCAUAACACAGAAUUGGCUGUGCAUAAAGAAAUUAUUGAAAUUAAAGCUAUUGCCCUUAAAGCUGAUUCAGCAUGUGUUCCUGUGCUUUCUGCAAACUUAUUAGACCAAUCAUCUGUUGAACUUCCUGUGCACCCCCCUGUCUUGGAUGUGCUUUCUACAAUGUCCACUAAUGCUGGUUCUGAAAUAGUUGCAUGCAAUUCUCAAUUGCCCAAUAUGCCUUUACCAAAAUUUGAUGGCGAACUACGCAAUUGGCCAGAUUUUCGUGACCGUUUCAAGUCCUUAGUCGAUAAGCGACCUACACUCUCAAAUGUUGACAAAUUCUAUUAUUUGUUAAGCUGUCUCCAAGGGGAUCCUUCUGAAUUGUUAAAAGGGAUUACUGUAUCAGAUGAAACCUAUGCUAUUGCUUGGUCUACAUUAGUUGAUCAAUAUGAUAAACCUAGGCAACUAGCUGCUAGCAUUAUUGAGAAUAUGUUAAAAGCCUCUAUUGGCACUUCAGAAAAUGUUGCUAGCCUUAGACAGUUUAUUCAUACAUUUGAUGAAGGUAUUGCUACACUAUUGUUCAUGAGGAUACCAGAUCUCGGUUCAUUUCUUCUAUUUUCUAUUGCAGCUCGGUGUUUACCUACUCAUAGUAGACGGUUAUUUGAAGCAGAAAAUAGUCUAGAGUAUCCAGUGGUUCAGGAUAUCAUUAAAUUUGUUAAAAAUCGAAUCAAAAUUUUAGAAAAUGCCGGGAUAGCUCCUUCUAAUUCAGGGGUCUCUAAAAAACCAGUUGGUAAUUUUGCUCAAAAACCGAAUUACCAGUCACAGCAUGAGAAACGUGUUGCUUUCCUUUCAACUGCUAAGGGUCAGCGACUCCCUAUACAAAAACCAGCCAGCUCAGGUAAAUGUUUUUGCUGCUCAGCUUACCAUGUUCUUCAAGAUUGUCCACAAUUUAAUAAGCUGUCUAUUGAUGAACGGUAUGAUAUUGCUUGUAAACAUAGAUUGUGCCUUGUCUGUUUUGCUGAGGGUCAUAUGUCGUAUAAAUGUCCAUCAGCAUGCUCGAUCUGUUCUCGCCGCCAUCAUGCUCUUUUACACAGAGACCAGCCUCGGUCACAACCAGUUGCUGGACCAUCUCAAGCAGCCAUGUUAGGAAGACUUCAAAUACCUUCUAUACUAUUAGGUACUGCCAUAAUUUGUGUUCAGGACAUAGCCGGUAAUAAUCACUUAAUUCGAGCUUUAAUUGAUCCUGGCUCUCAGAUCACCGCUCUAACAUUAAAUUGUUGUAACAAACUCGGCUUUCGGCCAUCUCGUUGGACUAUUCCUGUUACUGGUUUAUCUAGCCAAAAGAUUCCAGAUAUAAGUGGUUCUGUAGAAGUACUUAUUGGACCAAAAGAUAUACAGUCUCCUAAAAUUAAAAUUAAAGCGUGGGUUAUUAGCUCAAUAACUACAAAUAUGCCAUCUCAACAGUUACCAUCUCAAGUUCGGGCUGAAUGUAAACACUUAUCUCUGGCCGACCCAUCAUUUGAUACACCAGCUCCUGUUGAUCUACUUUUAGGUGCAGAUAUAUUCCCACAGAUAUGGAAUAAUGAUAAUAUUCAGUUANAUUAA